This is a messenger RNA of Suillus subalutaceus, 1625 nucleotides long. RefSeq lists its product as uncharacterized. The transcript is spliced from 10 exons. Bases 41 to 1492 code for a protein of 483 amino acids. The record is from RefSeq and is a predicted model, not a curated record. NCBI's taxonomy places the organism in Eukaryota, Fungi, Basidiomycota, Agaricomycetes, Boletales, Suillaceae.
GCCUGGCACUCCCUCCCCACGUACGUGAUACAUCUCAAUAAUGCCAAUUGCAAUAACUCAAACACAAGCUACACGACCAGGAGAGCGCUCUGGAGCUUCCGUCGCUCCUCGGGAUCCUGCCCAUGAGGAGCUGGAGCUUCUUCAUGACAACAUCAGUGACGUCCGAGGAAGAAGCAAUGAUCAUGAACUUCGCACGGCCCCAAUCAUAACCCGUGAUGCAUACGUUGCGGCAGGUUAUCGUGAAGGUGCCACUCAGUACGGUGUCUUAGGCAGUAUUUUGUCUAUCCACAAUAAAAACAAUGUACCAUACAGGCCAGUGAACCCUCAGCUCUAUGUGAACACGAAUGCACCCUUCUCUGCUGUGGUCUGUGGGGUUCAGGGCUCGGGGAAGUCCCACACAGUUUCUCUGCUUCUCGAGAGCAUGUUUAUUCCGAAUAUGCGCUCAACUGGUACCCUGCAGAAGCCGUUGUCAGGGCUUGUUCUCCACUUUGGAGAGGGGGGUGAAGCUGCAUGGAUCAGCUCGUCCCACUUUCCCGGUGUACAAACGCCGUCCGUCAAGGUUUAUGUUUCACGUUCUUCUCUGAACACCAUGAGGGCUGUCUAUGCGCCCCUGGGUGAUGGGAUCACUGUCGAACCAUUGUUCUUCAGUCAAGAUGAGUUGGAUGCACAAGCCUUUCUAUCCAUGAUGGCUGUCGGCUCCUCUGAAUCAGCUCCGCUUUAUAUUCAGGGUAUUUUGUCGAUCCUCCGUGACCUUGGGGAAAACUUCACUUAUCCCGAAUUUAUGCGGCAGUUGGAUGUGAAGAAGGAAUCGUUUAACAGUAUGCAGCUCGCAAGUCUUGAGCAGAGGAUGGCGUUGCUCACCUCCUUCAUGAACCCAAACAUGAAACCGCAGACCCGCUUUGCAGAAUCGCAGCUGACGAUCAUCGAUUUAUCAGACCCGUUCAUCGACCCAGCGUCAGCAUGUGGACUGUUUGAAAUCAUCACGCGUCUGUUUGUCAGAGCGGACGUAGGGACCGGGAAAGUGCUGGUAGUCGAUGAAGCCCACAAGUACCUGUCGCCCACAAAAAGCUCCUCUGGUUUGACUAAGUCUCUCCUGACAUUGACCAGGGAGCAGCGUCACCUAGCGAUGCGCGUUAUCAUUAGCACACAAGAACCUACGGUCGUGCCACCCGUUCUACUUGACCUAUGUACUGUCACGAUUUUGCACCGGUUCUCCUCUCCAUCGUGGUGGGAACAUCUGGCAAAGCAUGUAUCAGCCGACAUAUCAGCAGAAGACGCUUUUGAUCGCGUUGUUAGACUGCAGACCGGUGAAGCGAUUGUGCUUGCAGCCUCUGGCCUGGGAGUAUUUCCAGAUACACCCGAUACUGCCAGGACGGGACAUGUAGCCCCAGUGCCAAAACUCGGACAAUUUGGUCGCCGUUACGUGCUCAUGAAGACUAGACGUAAGAUAACGAGAGAUGGUGGAGCGUCAAUACUCGUGGUUGAUGGCUGAGUCGUGCAAGAGCCCCUGGACGCAGAGCGAUGUUGACAGGGGGGUUAUUGUUUCCGCUCUUGCAGAUGUGGCGAAGUUGUGAUUAGCGCAUAUUUAGUUAUCUUAUUUACGCUCGUCAAGAUGUUCCAAUGCC